Messenger RNA from Myotis davidii, 453 nucleotides. RefSeq names its product motilin (gene MLN). NCBI's taxonomy places the organism in Eukaryota, Metazoa, Chordata, Mammalia, Chiroptera, Vespertilionidae. The record is from RefSeq and is a predicted model, not a curated record. Gene Ontology annotation, molecular function: motilin receptor binding; hormone activity. Gene Ontology annotation, cellular component: extracellular region.
AUGGUGUCCCGCAAGGCCCUGGCUGCCCUGCUGGUGGUUCACGUCGCCGCUCUGCUGGCCUCCCAGACGGAAGCCUUCGUUCCCAUCUUCACGCACAGCGAGCUCCAGAGGAUGCAGGAAAAGGAGCGGAACAAGGAGCAAAAGAAAUCGCUGGGCGAACAGCAGCAGUCUGAAGAGGUGGGUCCUCUGGACCCCGAGGAGCUCACCGAGGAGGAAGACAACCAAGUUAUCAAGCUCACUGCUCCCGUGGAAAUUGAAAUGAGGAUGAACUCCAGGCAGCUGGAAAUACCGGCCGCCGUGGAAGGGCUGCUGAGCGAGUGCUGCCCACCCAGAGCGGGACCCAACUACGGGGAGAUGGACACAGGCACGGUGAAGCGGGAUGACAGGGGAGGAUGCCUGUCCAUCACCCUGGGCACAGAGCUGAGGGCCAACGCCAGCCGUGGGAAUACAUAA